AUGGCCUCUACCGAGGAGGGCGCAGACGCCAUGGACAUUGAGGUGUCGCCCAAAAACAGGACCUCGGUCGAACACGAUAUACACCAGUCGCUCGGCUCCAUCAGCAACUCCGUCGAGUCACUCGAGAUGCGCGCCGAUCCAGACGCGCAAGCUACCGUCACCGACUUCCUCGACUUUACCGAAUACCUUCCUUCCGAUAUGACGCGAUCAUUGACCCUGAUCGGCAAGCUCGACCAAACAUACACCGAGGCGUCAAUCAACGUCCACAACCUCACCUCGACCUGGGGAAAGCUACCCAGCAUUCCCGCUGAGGAGCGCCCAUCUCCUGUACAGUUGCGCGCCGAUAUUUCCGACAGCCUCAACCAUGCAGUCAGCUCCCGGGUUUACGCGCAUGCCGAGGCAGUUCGCAUGUCCGAGAACGUCAACCGUCACUAUAAUCGCGCAAACACGAUACUGGCCAAGUUGAAGAACCUGCUGGAAAACUAUCCGGCAGAGGAACAAAAAAGCCCCGUGGCGACCUCCAAAUCUCAGCUUGUCAGAGCGCCACGGGUGAUGCGAAAUGGAGAUGGCGAGAAGGUGCGCAGGCCACGGAUACCCAGGAUUACUGUGCCCGGCGAAGUACUACCGCCAUAUGACCAGUUUAUGGCGUACUCGGACGACAGUGAUGAGAGCUCUGAAGAGGAAGAUGACGAUUCUUUGGGACGGACGCCAGCUCGCACAACACCAGCACCGCGCAUCAAAGUUGUCAAGACCCCCAAGGCGAGGCCACCAAAGACCCCAAAGGCUGCUUCCUCGGCGCGGCCUCCCAAAUCUGCUGCGGGCCAGGCUGCUGCGGCAACUCCUGCUGUUGUGCUGCAACCUCCGCCAGAGAACGCCGUGAUAGGAAGCGCGGAUGCCCCCUGGUUGCAAUUGACGCCAUGGGAACUUGCGAGGCUUAGAAAGCGGAUGAAGAAGAAUGCAACAUGGAGUCCUAGUGAUACCAUGAUUUUGCGAGAACUCAAGACGCUCGGCCGUGGCAUUGAUGCCUACAAGGAGGCAAAGAAGAAGGCCGAGGACGAGGGCAGAGUUUUUGACCAGGUGCCUGCGGCUCUGGCCCCUGAUGCUGAAGCUGGUAACAAACCAAUUCCGGAAGGUGCCAUUAGUGCCGCUGCGCUUGCGUCCGAUGAUAUUCAGCUGAGCAAUCGGGGCAUGAAGCUCAACGAGGCCAAGAAGCUUAAGCGAGAGUCACUGGCAAAACAGGCUGCAGAAGAGGCGGAAGAAUCAGCCAGACAGUUUAGGGAAGCUGCAAGACUUUUGAUGUCUCAUGAAGCAUCGUCAUCAUCGGCUGCGAACAACACAAACACCACCACCACCACCACCAACAACAACAACAAUACUACCACGCCCUCUACGGCAAAUAAUACUACAACCAACACAACUGCAGACCAGCCGAAAGGCGUAAGCAAAGCGAAGACUCCAGCGAAGCCAAAACCCAACGGCAACAAGCGGAAGAGAGAUUCUAUCCCAGAGGCCGAGGCCGAGAAGCCUGAGCAACCGCCAGUUGAGACACCAGCGCCUCGUCCCGCUCCAAAGCGCACCAAGACGGAGACUCCAGUGCCGCUUCCUCAUCUAAGAGCCAGUCUCGCUGCGCAACCUCUAACAGAGUCUACAAUACCACCUCCUGUUCUUACACCAGGCGGUACUGCGGUAACUCCCAAGAUGACAACCCCAGUGCCGAUUCCUGUUCCCGGACAAGAUGGCUCGACGACCACAGGCACUGGCCCUGCGGCUGCGAAGCCAGCGAACACAUCCGCGCCGGCCUCUUCGCCGACUGGUUCGGUUGGGCCCCCGGCGUCAGUCGCAAGCAAUGCCCCGGCAAGUAUACUGACCAAGCUACCCGCGGAGACGCCAAUACCGCCACCCAUCUUGUCCCCCAAGAAGUCCACCACGCCCAUUCUUCCUCCGGUGCGUGACUCUGCAGCUCGAAGGGAAACAAGGGGCGAGAUGGCAAAGAAGAAUCAGCAGCAACUCGACAACCCCACACCAGUGCCGGCGCCACAGGUUCCGCAGGCACAGCGCUCGUCAUCUGCAGCGCCUUCGAUCAAACAAUCAAGCUCGCGUGCGGCGACACCAGGCACCACACCGGUGCCCGACGGCCAAGGGAGACGUCCCAGCUCGCGAGGAAAAGCUAUGAGUCAAGAGCCACAGCCUUCGCUAGCAACUGACCGACCCCGUCGCGCUAGUACCGCGCGGAAUACGCCAGCUCCCGAGCAGCGACAGCAGAGCAAGAGGACUAGAAAGCCUGUGCCUGGUAUCGUCAGCAAGACCAACGCUGGAGGCAGCAGUGCCGUGGGUAAGCGAAAAGCGGCUCCCAAGAAGAAACGCGCUCAGAAAAAGGAAAAGGGCCAGCCGAUCGAGAUCGAGUUGGAAGAAGACGACGAGGGUAACCCAAUCGACCCGAAAGAGCCACGGUACUGCGACUGCAACAGAGUCAGCUUUGGCGAAAUGAUUGCGUGCGACAAUGAAAAUUGCGAUAAGGAAUGGUUCCAUCUAGAGUGCAUGGGUAUGACCCAUAUUCCUGCGCGGACGACAAAGUGGUACUGCCCCGAUUGUCGCCUUCGUCUGAACAUUGGGGAGAAGGGCGAGAUUAAUGCUAGGGGGGUAAAGAAAUCCUUGGCACAAUGGGCCACUGAUCACUUGAAGAAACAUAAACGACCACUUCGUAUCGCUGUAGAUGCAGCCCAUUGGCAGUUCAAGAAUGUCUCUGACGCCCAGGAAGCUGCUAUUCAACAACGUUCCCACCCAAAGGAGAAGGCCAUCCUCGAACGUCUGCUGCCGUUGAUGCGGCUCGGUAUCCAUGUGGUAUUUGUCUUCGACGGCGAAAAGCGCCCACAAAUCAAGCGGGGCUCCAAACGGUACGGUCAACGAGAGUCAACCACCGCCCUCAUAAAGAACACGCUUGGUCACAUUCUCGUACCUUGGCUCCAGGCACCAGGCGAAGCUGAAGCUGAAUGCGCUUUACUCCAGCAACAAGGUCUCGUCGAUGCAGUCUGGUCUGAGGACGGCGAUUGCUUCAUGUUCGGCUCCACUGUUGUCAUUAGAGACCUGCGGGAUACCAAGAACCACAAGUCCAAGGAGCAUGCGCGAAUCUUCGACAUGAGAGACAUCCGUCGCUUGAAGGCUGGCCUUUACAAUGAUAAAAGUGUCGCCUGUUUCGCUAUGCUCACUGGCUCCGACUACGCCCCCUCCGGACUCUUAGGCUGCAGGACAUGUCUCGCUCAAGAGCUUGUCAAAGACGGCGGCCUUGUCGAGAGCUUCUAUCGUAUCCAGUCGCUUCCUCAAAGGAAUCAAUGGCGAACGCGCUUGAGGGAUUCUAUUGAGAAAAUCACCAGCCUGACAGACCUGCACUUCAACAAGGACAAGUCCAAUAUCAUGACUUUCCCUGAUCUUGAGGCCCUCAAGAAUUGUCGUUCGCCCGCAGUGUCCACCUCAGACACACUCAAAAGGCUCCCUUUCCUGCAGGGCGAGUGGUAUGGCACCCACACCACGAACAGCCUGGCAACCACGAUUCCUUGGAUGCAGCAGUACUACUUUUCGAGAAUGACCACUAUUUGGUGGAUCAGGCAGUUUACACCCAUGGUAUUGAACCAGAGGCUUCUCAAAGGCGAAGUUCAAGCUCUCGACCUCGUCGCCAAGGUUGCACAAAAACGUAAGGAGCGCCCAACGAGUUCCAUCGAACUGGAUCCCUGUAAUGUGUUCCCCGGUAUCGAGAAUGUCUUCAUCGAAUCCGAGGGAAAUCUUCUAGUGAACAGAUUGCGAAGCGACCGCGAAUUGGCGGGCAGUCCGAUCGAGAAUGGGAAAUUUGACAUGCUGGACGCAAUUCUAGGGCUUGGGAUGUCCGACAAAACAUACCAGAAGUGGAGGAAGAAAAAGAGCUACGGGCGGACAUGUGGAGCUCUGUCGCGGCGAGGAAGCACUGGAUCACGAGUGCGAUCGGCUCCGCUACCGAGAAGGGUGUGCACGUCAUGCUCAAGGGGGGGGUUCGGAGGAAGGGGUUGGAUGGUGCUGAGAACGUCUUCAGCUGGGCGGGUAGCGCAGACUGGGUGA
Colletotrichum scovillei is the source of this 4086-nucleotide messenger RNA. Its product is annotated as PHD-finger domain-containing protein. Gene Ontology annotation, biological process: regulation of DNA-templated transcription. NCBI's taxonomy places the organism in Eukaryota, Fungi, Ascomycota, Sordariomycetes, Glomerellales, Glomerellaceae. Gene Ontology annotation, molecular function: nuclease activity. Bases 1 to 4086 code for a protein of 1361 amino acids. The record is from RefSeq and is a predicted model, not a curated record. The transcript has 5 exons. Gene Ontology annotation, cellular component: Rpd3L-Expanded complex; Rpd3L complex; nucleus.